Messenger RNA from Calliphora vicina (urban bluebottle blowfly), 768 nucleotides. RefSeq names its product seminase-like. Gene Ontology annotation, molecular function: serine-type endopeptidase activity. The coding region runs from base 1 to 768 and encodes 255 amino acids. The transcript has a single exon. Gene Ontology annotation, biological process: proteolysis. The record is from RefSeq and is a predicted model, not a curated record. NCBI's taxonomy places the organism in Eukaryota, Metazoa, Arthropoda, Insecta, Diptera, Calliphoridae.
AUGUUACAACUAACCAAGUGUUUUAAAUUGUUUUUAAUCUGUCAUUUGGUGUUGCUGCAAGUUUCUUUGGUCUUGCCUCAAGUCCAGUCACGUAUUGUGGGUGGCACUCCCACCACCAUUAACCAGGUGCCCUAUUUAGUACAACUUUUGGAGGAUGGUAAAUUUUUCUGUGGUGGCACUCUAGUAGCACCACGUUUUGUGGUGACAGCGGCCCAUUGUGUUAAAGGCAUGAAGGCUGGACGUUUGUCUAUAGUAGCUGGUGCUACUAAGCUGUCUCAAGCUGGUGUAAGGGCUGGUGUUAGCAAAAUAAUGGUGCCCAAAGGAUUCAAACAGUCUACCAUGAAUAUGGACGUAGCAGUGCUAAAAUUACGCCGACCAGUUACAGGCCCGGGAAUACGACCAACUGGUUUGUGUACAAAAAACUGGCAGCCUGGUGCAACAGUAAAAGUAUCUGGCUGGGGUUUAACAAAUGAAAAUGCUAAAAAUGUGCCAACUCAAGUGCGUACGGCGAAUGUAAGAGUGAUUGCUAAAUCUAAAUGUUCGGAAAUGUAUCGUCGUCAGACAAGUUUGACUAAUUCAAUGUUUUGUGCUGCUAUACCGGGUCGCAAAGAUGCCUGUUUGGGUGAUUCGGGUGGACCUGCCUUUAUAAAUGGUCAAUUUUGUGGUGUGGUAUCGUGGGGUGUGGGCUGUGCCCGUAGAGCUUAUCCAGGGGUGUAUACUAGUGUGUUGGUGGUGCGUAAAUUUAUCAGAAAUGCCAUGAAGAGAUAA